AUGGGGCCAUAUCUAAGUUAACCAAAAAGAGAGAAAGUAACCACGAGUGGAGAAGGAAAGUCUGUAAUAUUUGCAGCUUCGGAAAUGCAAGGGUGGAGAAACACAAUGGAGGAUGCACAUAUUCACAGACCAGAUAUAGUGCAAGAUGUAUCUGUUUUUGGCGUGUUCGAUGGACAUGGAGGAAGAGAGGUAGCAUAAUUCGUAGAGAAACACUUUAUCGAUGAAUUGCUAAAGAAUAAAAAUUUCAAGGAAUAGAAAUUUGAAGAUGCUCUCAAAGAGACAUUCUUGAAGAUGGAUGAAUUGUUGAUGACACCAGAGGGAGCCAAAGAAUUGAACAAUUAUAAGGCCACCGAUACUGAUGAGUCCUAUGCUGGAUGCACUGCCAAUGUUGCUUUGAUUCACAAGAACACCUUGUAUGUUGCUAAUGCAGGAGACUCAAGGUCAGUAUUAUGUAGAAACAAUACAAACUUCGAUAUGAGUGUUGAUCAUAAGCCAGAUAAUAACGAAGAGAAGUCAAGAAUUGAAAGAGCAGGAGGUUUUGUAAGUGAUGGUAGAGUCAAUGGUAACCUAAAUUUAUCAAGGGCCUUGGGAGAUUUGGAAUAUAAGAGUGAUAGCAAAUUGAGACCUAAUGAACAAUUAAUCAUAGCUUUUCCUGAUGUCAAAAAAACAGAGUUGACCCCUCAAGACAAAUUCAUAUUGAUGGGAUGCGACGGAGUGUUUGAAACUCUCAAUCACUAAGAAUUGCUUAAACAUGUCAAUACAACCUUGGGAAAUUCACCUGUCACUGAAAACUUAUUAAGCAAAGCAGCCGAAGAUUUAUUGGAUUAAUUGUUAGCCCCAGACACAAGUUAAGGAACAGGUUGUGAUAACAUGACAACCAUUUUAGUGUAUUUGAAAAAGUGAAUAGGAAAUUAAACAAAAUAAUAUCAAUGUAAUAAUGUCAACA
Messenger RNA from Paramecium tetraurelia, 946 nucleotides. RefSeq lists its product as uncharacterized. Lineage: Eukaryota; Ciliophora; Oligohymenophorea; Peniculida; Parameciidae. Gene Ontology annotation, biological process: protein dephosphorylation. Gene Ontology annotation, molecular function: protein serine/threonine phosphatase activity; cation binding. The transcript has 5 exons. The record is from RefSeq and is a predicted model, not a curated record.